GUCGAAACUGGGUACAUUUUUGCCAUUAAAAAAAUCAACAAAAAGUUUAUAUUUACACAAGGAAAAGAAUUCAUGUUACGUAAUGAGAUUACGGUUUGUAAAAGAAUAUCUCAGGGUCAUAAAAAUAUUUUGACCUUGCACGACUAUUUUGAAACUUUAAAUCAUUUGAUAGACCUUGCACCUGAAGAUCUCUUUGAUCGUCUUUGUGUUAAAGGCAGUUAUGAUGAAUGCGAUGCUGUUCAUAUUAGUAAAACUAUAACAAGUGCUAUUUUUUAUCUUCACAGUAAUGGAAUUGUUCAUCGUG
Molecule: messenger RNA, 304 nt
Organism: Dentiscutata heterogama
Lineage: Eukaryota; Fungi; Glomeromycota; Glomeromycetes; Diversisporales; Gigasporaceae
Source: the annotation of a GenBank genome assembly